AAAACGUCAACUGUCAUUACUGUCAAAGUUACUAAUAUAACCUCAAUUUGUUUUUUGUUUACUUUUUGCCAUUUAUUGUAUUUGCUGACGUACACUCGUUUCAAUAUUGUAGGUCAAUGGAGAUAGUACAGUGCACGAUAGAAUAGGAAAAUAACUAAACUAAUUAUUUAUUUAUUCCUUAGUUUAAUAUAAAAAAAAUGAAUGAACUACAGUUUCUUGGAAGUGACCCCGGAGCAGUAAAACAUGGUAACUUCAUAAAUUACUACUCAUUUCACAGCCCAGCACAGAGGAUAACAAACUUACAUGACAAUAUGUUUCCUGCCACAACUACCAAAGAACCAAUACUAUGCCUGGAUAUUGGUUGUAACACCGGAGAACUAACAAAGGAAUUGCAAGCUUAUAUCAAAAAAGUCUACACAGAAUCAGAUAUUUACUUUUUAGCUGUAGAUAUUGACCAAACCUUAAUUCAAAGAGCUAAGGAAACAAACCCUUGCCCUAUCACUACAUAUUUAANAUAUGAAACCUUAAAUGUUAUGGAUGAAGCAGACCGUCAAGUAGUAAAGAAGUACCUAGAAGAUCAUGGGAAGCAAACAUUUGACAUAACAUUUUGCUUUUCUGUAACAAUGUGGAUUCAUCUAAACAAUGGUGAUGAAGGGCUAGAACAGUUUCUACAAUAUAUCAAAAGCAUUUCAACAACAAUAAUAAUUGAGCCACAACCAUGGAACUGCUAUAGAAAUGCUCAGAAAAGAAUCAAGAAGUCUGGAAGCACAUUUCCACUGUAUGAAACUUUAAAAAUAAGAAGCAAUGUUGAUUUAGAAAUUGAAAAUGUUAUGAUACAAAAUGGGCAUAAAAAAGUAUAUGAAUCUGGUAGCUCUUCUUGGAACAGAAAAAUACAAAGUUAUACAAAAUAAUUUAUUUUAUUACUAUGUUCUC
Messenger RNA from Ostrinia furnacalis (Asian corn borer), 933 nucleotides. Its product is annotated as probable RNA methyltransferase CG11342. Gene Ontology annotation, cellular component: cytoplasm. Gene Ontology annotation, molecular function: RNA methyltransferase activity; O-methyltransferase activity. NCBI's taxonomy places the organism in Eukaryota, Metazoa, Arthropoda, Insecta, Lepidoptera, Crambidae. Gene Ontology annotation, biological process: negative regulation of pre-miRNA processing. The coding region runs from base 198 to 911 and encodes 237 amino acids. The transcript has a single exon. The record is from RefSeq and is a predicted model, not a curated record.